CUUCGUAUCCAGCGGUUGCCACAAAGAGCAACAGGAAAGUUUCAAGGGGGGGAGGAGGCCACGAGACGGAGGGAUACAUGAUACAUGCCUGCUGUGGGAGGAAGUGUCAACCGUUAGUAGUGUAGCCGUGGGACAGUCAUGAUUGAAAAGUGUGAGGGCGGCGUUUAUUUCCGAACCUUGAGGACUAUUCUCUGAGGUUGCAGUCCACAUACUGCGACACAACAACCCUCUGGCUGGCUGGCUGGCUCGAUGACAUGAUGACGUGAAGUGAUUUCCCGACAUGGCGUACACAAGUCGAGCUUCGUUUAACCUCAGGAUAUUUUGCAUCGUUUUCAUCGUCCUCAACCUUUACGCUGUCGUCAGCUCCAUCGCCAACGAUACAGAGCAAGGACCAUGGUGCAUUUUGACGGCGUCUCCAGACACUGUAGGCUCCAUGGAGUGCAAAUUCGACGAGGAGGUCCAGUUCAUCCAGGUGGAUUAUUAUAAGCCUGAUUCUCUAGAGGCUCCAGAGAUUGCUGUAUCAUGUGAACAAAACAGCUGUGACCCUAACGCCAAAUUCGCAGACAUGUUGAAAGUGAGAGGAAGCCCUAGCAAACAGUUGCUGACCCUCACGCUACACGGGGUACCCCAAGAGCAUGCCGGGAAAUACAGAUGUCAAGCGCAGACCGUUGUAAAUCCUCAGUCAAAGGAGGGAGUGUGCUCUCUUCGGUUUCCAAAUACUGUCGAAACAUGGAAACCACAGCUGCUUCCAACGGUGACCUCUCUAAAGAGACUCCCACUAAAGAGUUCAACUACCUGAUUCUGCUCGUCCUGCUGGUGGUGCCGAUAGCGGCUCUCGUCAUUGGACUAGUCAUCUGCAAAUUGAAAAGCUGUGGUCCCUGGAAAAAGUCUGAUGAGUACGAGAAGCCACCUCGAGAUGAAGAGAGUCCAGAACAAGAGACACCUCUUGUAACUGGUGAAAAAGAAAAUCUACGGAAAAGUGUGGAGCUAGACGAGAACGAGAAAGUGGAGGAGGAGGCGGUGGAGCUGGAGGAAGAAGGGAAGACAACCAAUGAAAAUGCAGAAGAGCCGCUCAUUAAGGAAGAAAAGGAAGAGAAGCACAGUGACGAUAAUGAGGAGGAAGAGGAUGAUAAAGAGAAAGCUGAAGAAGGCAAUGACAGUUCGUCAGAACAGAAGGACGGUGACAUCACAGAAGCGACUCCAGGGAACAGAAGUGAAAAGGCGCCAAUCAUAGCCACAGACCAAAGCGCGGCACAAUAAAGUCCAUCACUCAGUAGAGUCUACUAGCCACAGAAUCACUAUUACUAGAGAUACACAGAAAGUGUGUCCUGCAGACAGGAAGACAGAAGAUGUGUGUAUUGAAAAAACUGAUCAAUCAGACGAAAAUACUUUUAUGGAGACUGCCCGUCGUAGUUAAAGAAAGCAUCAUCGAUAGAAAGUUAUUGUAAAAAAAGUAAACAAUAUGAACUUACAUUAAUAUCAUCAUUCUUUUCAUUGACAUUCGCUUUGCUUCUGUCGCCAAAGGACACAAAAUUCCGUUGUAUAUUCUCGGCUGAUUGACAGUGCACACGAGUUAACCCAGAAGUUGAAAGUUUUAAACGAUUCUGAAAGAUUUUUCGAAGGGCAGCCACAAAGAUGGUAUCAACUAUUGUGAUUAUUACAUCAUCGACUGAUAUGAUUUGUGAUCAGUGAUUUUCCCUUUUUUUUAAUCUUUGUGCGAGAUGAACUGGUGCACCGUCUAAGUAUCUAACGGAAAAUAAUGAGAAGAAUGAAGAGAGAGUAAAAAGACGAAAAAAAAAAAUGAAGGGACAUCAGAUUUGGAACAGUUACUAGCUUACUUUUUUUUUUAAGUACAAGCUCAUUUCACCACAAUUUUCCACACCAUGCACGGAUUUCCUGACUCUAUAUUUCACCCUCACUGAUUCACUCAAUCACUCAAUCACAAUUCUCCUACAAACACACGCGCACGCGCACUCACCCUCUCUCUUGUUGUGUCUGACACACUAACAACGUAGGAUAGAACAGAAAAAUCUCGACAUGAGAGACUAGAAAACACACACAUGCAAAGACGGACGAAAAGAGAGACAAAACCAUAAAACAUGGGACAAGUAAAGGUAGGGGUACUAAGUGAGAGGGAGGAUGAUGACAGGAAGACAGACGAUGCCUAAUAGUAGAGAAAAACGAAACCUGUCAGACGAUAGAAGGUAGAAGACUGGAAACAAAUCCGCAACUGAAGACUAUGUUGGUCAAUGAAAAAGAAAAGAUCAAGAUCAAACGACAAAAGCAUGAGCAUGCCGAAAAUAUGAGAGAAAAAAAAAACUAGAAAAGCCGCAACACCAAAUCCUGCGCCACGAACUUUCACAAAAUGUGCAUUGUAAACAUCUGUUUUCUUAGACAAAAACUGUAUUUUAUUUACUUCGUCAAUUUGUCGUUUUUUGAAGUCCAAUCAUGACCACAUUGCAAGCAAAACACAGGAGUUACAUCCGCUGUCCAUUCUAGAACCUUCCAGUCAUCAUGCUGACCACUAAAUAACUGUUUUCUGGAAACAUUUUACUGUUAUGAGUGGCUGAAAAUUAGGAACAGAAAUAUUUUGUAUCGAGGGUCAUCGCUUGUGUAGUUGUACCUUUGUGUAAUUGUGUGUAAUACAGUGUAAUUUCUCAGAGUAAUAUGUGACACUGUUGAUGUUGUUGUAACAUCUGUAUUAUUCUGAUCACGUGGGUAACAGGUGGUCAAGGGCGAGUCCAUGUGUCACACUUUAGUCCUUUUGCUAUCUGGUGAACACCUCCAUAUUUUCCCUCAAUUUUGAAGAUGGUUCUUAACAAAUAAACAUAUAAGUGGUUAUUACAGUCAAUAUAGUAUUUAAUGUGCUAAUUCGAUCCAAUAAAAUCAUUACAAAAUUGUAUACAGGGAAUGAGACUCCUAAAGUUGUUACAUGUACUAAAAAUAUUUAUUUUUAACGCAGACUGAAAGAAUGAAAAUUCUAAUAACAAAAAUUUAACGAAAAACGAGAUGAAACUUAAGCAAUGUUGACUGAAUAUUUUUAUUUACUUUCGUAAAACAGAAACUCUUAUUAGACGACAAUGGUUUUGAGAGAGUAGCCUGCCAAGAAAAAAUAAAUCAUCAAACUGUAAUUAUACAACAUUUUCUAUUUCAUUCACAUUGUGAGCCUUAACGACGGUGAUGUGUGUUUACUGUUAACUGCAAUUGUGGAUGCUGUGAUUGUUUUACCAGUGUAGUUGGAUGCUUGCUGUUUCUUACAUUUCCAUGUACCUGUAAUUUUAUUUCUCGUUUCCCAUUCCAGGUAUUUGAUUAAUGCCUGUGUGUUAGUGCAGUAUGUUUGUUUACUGAGCUUGUGAGCCAUCCUUGACUUUUAUUUUGUGCUUAAUUGUUUGUUCUGAAUGCGAUCAACAAAGCUCAUUUUGUCAUGUUUAAUUGUCAUUCCACCAUGUGAAUUUUUCUUUAACAACUUGUCAUCAAACAUCUAGUUGUAGUUGAGAAACAAAAUUCAUCUUCUCGUAAUUGUAGAUAAACAUUUUCUGGUUUGUAAUAUCGUAACACUAGUGAAAAACAAUAAUAAUCUUUCCUUACUCAUGAAAUAAAAAUGAAAUCAUUUCUAAUGAUGGUAUUGCUGACAAAGAAAACAAAUUUACAUCUUGUGCCCAUUUCAAACAAAACUCGUAUUUCAUUACAGCUGAAAAAAAAAUUGUUAAAAAUUCAAAGGUGUUUAUCUCCAGUAAGUUUCUUAUUUGCUCAAUUACCACGAGAAUAAAGCCAUACCUCCUUCUCUCCCUCCAUUGUUUCAUCUAGAAUCCUGUGGUGUUACAUUUUUAUUCUCCCAGUCAAUGUGUCUGAGAAAUUAAAGUCUUACUUAACCUGUGA
Pomacea canaliculata is the source of this 3879-nucleotide messenger RNA. RefSeq names its product glutamic acid-rich protein-like. The record is from RefSeq and is a predicted model, not a curated record. Lineage: Eukaryota; Metazoa; Mollusca; Gastropoda; Architaenioglossa; Ampullariidae. The transcript has 6 exons. Bases 652 to 1260 code for a protein of 202 amino acids.